This is a messenger RNA of Theobroma umbraticum, 1253 nucleotides long. Its product is annotated as putative O-methyltransferase 3. Lineage: Eukaryota; Viridiplantae; Streptophyta; Magnoliopsida; Malvales; Malvaceae. The record is from RefSeq and is a predicted model, not a curated record. Gene Ontology annotation, molecular function: protein dimerization activity; O-methyltransferase activity.
CCUUGCAUACAUCAAGAUAGAGAUGGAUGUGUUCUGUGUGAAUGGGGAGAAGCAUGUAAAUGAUCAUGAGCUACUUCAGGCUCAAUCUCACGUAUGGAACUACUUGUUCAACUUCAUAAACUCCAUGUCUCUAAAAUGUGCAAUUGAUUUAGGCAUUCCCGACAUCAUUCAAAACCAUGGCAAGCCCAUGAAGGUUACCGAGCUGGUUGCUGCGCUGCCGAUCAAUGCUACCAAAGCGAGCAGCAUAUAUCGGCUCAUGCGCAUUUUAGUUCACUCGGGCUUCUUUGAGCGACAAAAGCUAGGCACAAACGACCAAGAAGAAGGGUAUGUUCUUACCAACGCUUCGCGUCUCCUGCUCAACGGUGAUCCCUUGAGUGUGACACCUUUCUUGAAGGCUAUGAUGGAUCCCAUUCUAACAAAGCCUUGGCAUUUUCUAGGUGCCUGGUUCCAAAAUGAUGACCCGACCCCAUUUGAUACCGCGCAUGGGAGGACAUUUUGGGACUAUGGUGGCCAUGACCCAAUGCUUAGCCAUUUUUUUAAUGAAGGCAUGGCCAGUGAUGCUCGAUUGGUUAGUAGCAUAUUGAUUCACAAGUGUAAGGGGGUGUUUGAGGGAUUGAAGUCGUUGGCGGAUGUUGGGGGUGGCACAGGAACCGUGGCCAAGGCCAUUUCUGAUGCAUUUCCAUACUUGGAGUGCACUGUGUUUGAUCUUCCUCAUGUUGUUGCUGGCUUGCAAGGCCGUGGGAACUUAAAAUUUGUUGGAGGAGACAUGUUUGAGGCAGUUCCAGCUGCAGACGCAGUUUUACUCAAGUGGAUAUUGCACGAUUGGAAUGAUGAAGAAUGCGUGAAGAUUUUGAAGCGCUGUAAAGAGGCAAUUUCGCACGGUGGCAAGGGAGGGAAGGCAAUUAUAAUAGACAUGGUAUUGAUGGAGAAGAACCACAAAGUGAAUGAUGCAUCCAUCGAAACGCAACUCUUCUUUGACAUGUUGAUGAUGGUGUUGGUGGCUGGAAGAGAGAGGAACGAGGAAGAGUGGGCUACGCUGUUUUGGGCAGCUGGUUUUAGUGACUAUAAAAUCACUCCUAUAAUGGGUUUAAGAUCUCUCAUUGAGGUGUACCCUUAAGAGAGUCUUGCUUUAUUCCUAUAAGAAUAAACAUUAUGAACUACUAUUAUUCUUGCUUUAUUCUCAUUGAGGUGUACCCUUAAAACUACUAUUAUUAACUUUUAUGUUAUUGUUACGGUCGUUGGUUUGUACUUGU